This is a messenger RNA of Clunio marinus, 281 nucleotides long. NCBI's taxonomy places the organism in Eukaryota, Metazoa, Arthropoda, Insecta, Diptera, Chironomidae. The record is from the annotation of a GenBank genome assembly.
AUACUUUAUGCAUAAUUUUUGCAUAUUUUUCAAGAAUAUUACAUAAAUUAUGCAUAAAGUAUGCAUAAAAUUCGCAUGGAUUAUAUAAGUUUUUGUCUUGCACAUGCACAAUUAAUGCAGAAAUUAUGCAUAUUUUUCAAGAAUAUUACGUAAAUUAUGCAAAAAUACUACAUAAAUUAUGCAUAAAUUAUGCGUAAUCUAUGCAUAAUUUAUGCACAAUUUAUGCAUAAUUUAUGUAAUAUUCUUGAAAAAUAUGCAAAAUUUAUGCAUAAAUUAUGCAU